AUGUCCGUGGGCGAGGCCGAGCGCCUCGACACGCCCGAGGCCGACGAGACGAGCGGUGAAUUGACGCCGGUUGACUAUGAGGCGGGCGAACCUGAGUCCGAGGAGCCAGAGGACGACGACACGUACAUGUCGGAGGAGGACGACGACGAAGUGGACGAGCUCGUCGACGAAGUGGACGAGAGCGAGGUGCCCGAAACAAACCGACGCUCUCGGCGCGCGCCGCUGCGCAUUACGCUCAAGCGAAAGAGUGUGAAGGAAACACCUCCGCGCCGCAAGUCCGCUCGGGCGCCCAAGCGCUCUGCACGCGCGCGCCAAAUGGACGAUGGUGCGUCGCGUGCCGGGGAGGACGUGGAGGAGGACGACGAGGGCGAGGAUGACGAGCUGGAAGGCGACGACUCGGACGAAGCGUCGAACGCUGCAAGCGAGGCGCCGAUGACGGCUCGCCAAUUGGCGCGGGCGAACCGCGCGCGUGGUCUGUCGACCGAAGAGCUGGUCGAGCUUCCUAUGGAAUCUUCCAAGAAAAAGAAGCUCUCGGAAACGGAGCUCGCACUGCGGCGCUCCGAGACGGCGCGCAGGCGGCGUAAUCAGAGCGAACGCAAGCUUGAAGACGACAAGAUCGAGACUAUCAAUCGUCUACUGAAGAAGCAGGCCGGCAAAGUGCGGGGCAAGGGCGACAACGAAGGCGCAGAGGACGCUGACGCGCCACGAAAGCCUCGUGAUAUGAAGGCCAACCACCCGCAGCCCAUGUUCCGCUACGUCAACCGGGCCGACCAGUCCCUGCUGGCAGUGCCACUGGGCCCACCGUUCGUGCCUGCCGCGAACACAGCGAAUGUAACGGAAGAGGAGGGGUUGUAUGAUGCUACAUUGCGCCGCGCAUUUGGCAUGUCGCGCGAGCUAUGGGCGCCGCGCGUCGCCAGCCGCUAG
Molecule: messenger RNA, 924 nt
Organism: Malassezia sympodialis ATCC 42132
Lineage: Eukaryota; Fungi; Basidiomycota; Malasseziomycetes; Malasseziales; Malasseziaceae
Gene: IES2
Product: Ies2p
Biological process (GO): chromatin remodeling
Cellular component (GO): Ino80 complex
Source: RefSeq, a predicted model, not a curated record